Gambusia affinis (western mosquitofish) is the source of this 5963-nucleotide messenger RNA. RefSeq names its product alpha-2-macroglobulin-like. Gene Ontology annotation, molecular function: endopeptidase inhibitor activity. Gene Ontology annotation, cellular component: extracellular region. The transcript has 36 exons. Bases 1130 to 5380 code for a protein of 1416 amino acids. The record is from RefSeq and is a predicted model, not a curated record. NCBI's taxonomy places the organism in Eukaryota, Metazoa, Chordata, Actinopteri, Cyprinodontiformes, Poeciliidae.
AAUAAAAAUAAAAACUAAAAAAAAAAAACGUAUAUAAAAUAAACAAAAAUAAUAAAAACAUAAGUGGGGGGUGAAUGUCCCCUCGACAGCUGGUUUUCAGGCCGAGCGAAUAAUAAAGGGAACCACGGGUUUCUAGGCUGUAGGUCCUAAUGAAAGUCCUUAUCGGUGAAUAAGGCAGGUCUUUUCUUGAGUUUUGGUUUUAAAUUAGGGGAACUAAACCUUUAGAGAAUCCUAAAGACCUUUAUCGGAAGUAAAGGCCCCUCUUAAAGGAGUAAGAGGCAGAGCUACCACAAAGCUGAUUUGUUGGAUUCUGUGAAGACGUUUGCAGUCUGAAAAGGAGAUCCCACCCAAUUCAGGAAGAAUGGGUCUACGUGGUUCCAGCUUUUCAUCCAGACUUGCUUCAUUACUGAUUGUCUCUGAGCUCUCUGUGUUGUGCACAAUAUAAGAAUAAACCUGAUUAAGUGAUUUCACCUGAACAGUGCUUGGAAAUAUUUUUUUUUCUACGACAAUCCAUAGAUUUCUUAUGGAGCGUCGUUUUGAGUUGCCAAGUGCCAGUCUCAAAAUCUUUAUGAGUAGAAAAUGAGCGAAACUACCAAUAAGUCAGUGUUUUACAUGUUUUCUUUUUCCAUGUUUUUGUGAUCCAUUAGGGUUACUGUGUUCAUAUUCACACAAGGGGGGAAAGUCUCUGUUUGUUGUGAAGAGGUCAGGGUCUGUUUGCAUGACAAAGUCAAACAUUUUACACACUGUAUUGUGCAGUUGUGUAAAAUCACCCAUGACUUUGAUACCAGACCAUGGAGCAGUAUUGACGUGAUUCUGAUUGUUUAUUCCAUUGUUGAACUUUGACCUCUCAGUGGUGGGUAAACACAGAAAAAGUAGCAGGAUAUUCAUCAGAUCAAACUGUUAGAAAACUUUGGUCUCCAAUCUAAAUUUCAGUUCGAGAGACUUUUUCAUUUUACAUUUAAUAGAUCCACAUUCAUUCAAGUGCAGAGAUGAAAGGCAAUCAAAGGGUGUAGGUGGAGCCUGAGUGGGUGAAACUCACCCACUCACCUUGAGUCAGAGUGGGUGAGUGAUGGAGAGUGGGGGGCCUCUGUCAUCUGCAGACUGAAUCUGAGGACAUUCACAGACAGUCAUGGAUCAUCCAUGGACCCAGAUGUGGAAAUGGACUCUGUGUGUCCUCUUGUGUGGGACGUCUGUGGGCCGAGGAUCAGCUACUCCACAUUACAUGGUGGCCAUUCCUGCUGUUCUUGAGUCUGGAGCAGAGACUAAAUUCUGUGCCAGUCUCCUGCAGCCCAAUGAGUCUCUGCUCAUGACGGUCACUCUGGGAUCGCAGCACAGCAACAUAACUCUGCUGGAGAAAACAUCCAGCACAGAAUUCAAUGAGUGCUUCCAGUUUCAGGUUCCUUUAGUGCAAAACGAAGAUGUGCAAAUGUUUGAGGUGCAAGUGCGAGGUGACACGUUUUCCUCAGAACAAGCCAGGAAAGUCAUGAUCAAAGCCUAUAAACCAAGAAUCUUCAUCCAGACAGACAAACCAAUCUACCUCCCCGGACAAACAGUGCAUUUCAGAGUUGUCUCACUGGACUCCAAGCUGAGAUCUGCCAGCAUGUUGUACAACAUCAUUCAACUAGAGGAUUCUAGGAGAAACAGGAUUGGACAGUGGCUGAAUGAAACAUCCAAUAGUAGAAUAUUGCAGCUGUCCUACUCGCUGAACUCUGAGGCCCAUGAAGGAUUAUACAAGAUCACUGUGCAAACGGGUGAAGACAAGAAAUUUCUUCGCUUCGAGGUGGAGAAAUACGUUUUACCCAAAUUUGAUGUAACGAUGCACAUGAAUGUCUGGAAAGGAAAGUUAGAUGCUCGAGUUUGUGCGCAGUACACAUACAGACAGCCUGUCCCAGCAAGUAUUACACUGAAGGUGUGCCGACCUCCAGAUGAACAAUUUUAUAGAAGGUCACUAAGUCCCCUCUGUGAAACAAAGACAAAACAGACAGACAUGAAAGGCUGCGGAACAUUUCACUUUAAUAAAUCCGUCUUUCACCUCAAUCAACAUUUACUGAACAAUGUUCUGUAUCUCAAUGCUGCAGUGGAAGAGGACGGGACAGGUAUUUCUCAUACUCUGGAGAAGAUGAUAAAUCUUGUAACGUUUUAUGGAAAGCUGUCUUUUUUGGAUGCUCCGAAGUUGUAUGAGAAAGGGUCGAAUGUGGAAGGAAAAGUCAAAGCAGUUGAUUAUGAUGACAGACCCUUUCCUCACUUGAAACUGCUUCUGUUUAAGGAGGAUAGAAAUAGUCGACAGUUGCUGCAGAACCUCACCACUGACAGUAAUGGUGUCGCUGCAUUCUCAAUAAGCACUGAUAAACUUAAAGGGCAAAUCAAGCUUUCGUUACGUCAUGGAGUGGAGUCAUUUGAUGAUGGAAUUCCUUCCCUUGUGGAAGAAGAACUGACUUUGUCCGAGUUUCUACCUCCUUCUCCUGACACCAAAACAAGCAGCUCUCUGGAACUAAAGAAGAAUUUGUGUCUCCCAUGUGACCAAGAGAGCGAAGUCACUGUGAAGUACACCAUAGUAGGGGAAGCCCAGGGAACAGUGGAUGUGUUCUACCUGGUCCUAUCCAGAGGAGCCAUCGUCAUGCAAGGAAAAAAACAAAUCGUUUUGCAAGAUAAGUCAGUGAAUGAUGGUGAAGUGUCCUUCAGCCUGACGGUGUCUGCAGACAUGGCUCCAGAAGUCCAGGUCGUGGCGUACGCUGCUCUACCCAGUGAGGCUGUGAUUGCUCACAGUUCUGUCUUCACAACCGAGAAAUGCUUCAGCAACAAGGUCUCUCUGGAGUUUUCUCCGUCUCCAGCCGUUCCAGCAAAAGAAAUCAAGCUGCAGCUGACGGCUCAGCCUAACUCUGUGUGUGGCGUCAGCGCCAUCGAUCAGAGUGUCCUCAUCAAGAAGCCUGGACACACUCUGGAUGCAGACAAGAUAUUUAACUUGCUUCCAGUCCAGAAUGUACUGACUGUACCGUCUAGCGUGGAAGACCAAACAGUCUGUUCAUUUGGUCUACCAGGACAAGGGAGAGAAGAGGCCAACAGAGUUUUUCUGAACAUGGGACUGAAAAUGGCAACAAACUUGGUUAUCCAAAAUCCUUCAUGCCUGUUCGGGCCAAAUGGAGCUUUGCGCAAUGUGCCAUAUGAUUGGAAUCCACUGGAUUCCUCUAAGAGAGGCAGACUGAGAUUCAAUCCAUCAGAUGGUUCUCCCAUCCCUCCUCCAGUACAGACCGUUCGCACAUUCUUCCCUGAGACAUGGAUUUGGGAUCUGGUGGAAGUUGGGCCUUCUGGAACCAAAGACGUGUCCCUGUCUGUCCCAGACACCAUCACCACCUGGGAGACGGAGACUUUCUGUUUGUCCCCUCAGGGUUUCGGUUUGGCUCCUCGUCAGAAGCUCACUGUCUUCCAGCCUUUCUUCCUGGAGCUCACCCUGCCCUACUCCAUCAUCCGGGGGGAGAACUUUGAGCUGAAGGCCACCGUCUUCAACUACCUGACCAAAUGCAUCAUGAUGAAAGUGACUGCAGCCCCCUCCUCAGAUUACACCCUCACCCCCCUCUCUGGGGAUCAGUACACUUCCUGUCUGUGUGCCAACGAGCGGAAGACCCUCAGCUGGUCCAUGAAUCCCACAGCCUUAGGCGUUAUGAAUGUGACUGUGUCUGCCGAAGCUGUUCCGUCUCGCGCUUCCUGUGAGAACAAGAUUGUGGAGGUUCCAGAAAGAGGACGCAUCGAUACAGUGACACGCUCUCUCAGAGUAGAGGCUGAAGGAUCUGAGAUAGUAAAGACACAGAACUGGCUGCUCUGCCCCAAAGGAGAACCAUUGACAGAGGAAACAGAGGUUCAUCUGCCUGAAAAUGUGAUUGAUGGCUCAGCCCGUGUCACAGUGUCAGUCCUGGGAGACAUCCUUGGGCGCGCUCUUAAGAACCUUGAGGGUCUGCUGUAUGGAUGUGGAGAACAGAACAUGGCUCUUCUGGCCCCCAACAUCUACAUCCUCCAUUAUCUUAAAAACACUCAGCAGCUGACCCCAGCCAUCAAAGAGAAGGCCGUCAACUUCCUGUCCAGUGGUUACCAAAGACAGCUGAACUACAAGGACAAUGAGGGAGCAUACAGCACAUUCGGCAGAGGACCAGGAAAUACCUGGCUGACAUCGUUUGUACUGAGAUCUUUUUUCAAAGCUCAGUCUUUCAUCUACAUCGAUCCAGAAAAUAUUGAGAAGUCCAGGACUUGGUUGAAUCAUCAACAACAGCAAAAUGGAUGUUUCAGAAAAUCAGGAAAACUCUUCAACAACAGAAUGAAAGGUGGCGUGUCGGAUGAAGUGACUCUUAGUGCCUACAUCACCGCUGCCUUUUUGGAGAUGAAUAUCUCUGCGAAUGAUCUUGUGGUGGAACGGAGUCUGCUGUGCCUCAAAGAGUCCAUCAAUGAUUUCAGCAACACCUACACUACAGCUCUGCUGGCGUACGUCUUCACACUGGCUGGAGACAUGGAGACCAGAGCUCACCUCCUGCAGCACCUCGACUCAGUGGCCAUCAAAGACGGCAGCUCCAUCCACUGGUCUCAGACAGCAGCUCCUGUGUCUGUGGAGAUCAGCUCUUAUGUGCUGCUGGCCAAACUCUCUGCUUCCACCACUGCUGAAGACCUGGUAUACGCCUCACGGAUUGUUAGAUGGCUGACAACCCGACAGAACCAAUAUGGUGGUUUCUCGUCAACUCAGGACACGGUGGUGGCUCUCCAGGCUCUGUCCCUCUACUCCAGUCUGGUGUUCAGUCCUGAAGGUUCCAGCACAGUGACAGUUCAGUCUCCCAGCGGUCCGCUGACCUUUGAUGUGACCCCAGACAACAAGCUGUUCUACCAGGAGAAGAUGCUGCAGGGUGAGGCAGGAAAGUACAGCCUGGAGGUGAAGGGGACUGGAUGUGCCUCAGUUCAGAUUUCUCAUCAGUUCAACAUCCCAAUCUUUACUGACGCCACCACACUGAGAGUGAAGGUUGAACCAGAGGCCGACUGCAGUGUCCCUUCUUACAAAUCCAGACUGAACCUUCGGCUGCAGUCCCUGUACAGUGGAAAUGAAAACACCACAAACAUGGUGAUUGUGGACAUCAGAGUUCUGACUGGAUUCACUCCAGACUCAGAGUCACUGAAGAAGCUCAGAGCUGCCCGGUUGGUGGACCAUGUGGAACAGAAGGAUAAUCAUGUUUUGAUGUAUCUACAGGAGCUACAGAGAGGGGUCGCCAUCAACCACAGCUUAGAGCUCAAACAGGAGCUCCCAGUGCAGAACUUGAAGCCAGCUGUGAUCAAGAUCUAUGACUACUACCAGCCCAGUGACCAAGCUGAGACCGAGUACAGCUACCCUUGUGCUCAUGAAGAGUGAGGAUCACAUGAAGACACUGACGUCAGACCAAUGAUUUUAGACUUAUGCAACUCAAUUCAUGCAAAUAUAAAUAUUGUGUUUAAUCAGUUCAGGUAUUCUGACAGUCAGAGGAAAUGGACACGUUUGGCUCUCUGGGCUUCUCUGUCAUCAGGCUUUUUUCCAAUGAGUUUAGCUGGUAUAAAACUUUAGGCAGGUUGUUAAAACUUGGACUGAUUUUCAAAACAUUUGGUGGGUUUUUAGAAGGUGUUCAUUGGAAAAUUCAGUCAAAGCAGUUGCCACUGAGCAGCAGAGAAGCACAAAAUGUUUGUGUCCUUGCACUCAGUGAAUUUAUUUUUAAACAUGUAGAAUCUGUCUAACGUGAUAUUGUCAUUGAUUAGGAGUCAGUAGUUCAUCAAAUGUCACUAUGCAAUAGUAUUGUAAAAGAGAAAUGCCUGUGCAGCUUCAUGAUUUAAAAUGACUUUGUGGCACAAGAAAAAUUCUCAUUGUGUCAUCUCACUAUUUCACACAGGGACAUGUAGGCUGGAUUUCUUUUCUCUGUUGAUAUAAAUAGUACUGUGGUAAUAAACACCAUUUAGAAACUGGA